CCAAACAAAUGUUUCUACACUUUUUGCAUUACGGCAUUAGUGGUUAUCGCAGAGCCACUUCAACAACUUACGAGUACUUUUAUCGAAAAUGUCCGUGGAUGACUCUUGGGUUUUUGAUUCUUUGGUUUGCUUCCUCCAUGGACCAGUUUGGAACGCACCCCUGCAGACCUUCAUCGAGCAGAGAUCCUUGGUCUUCGAUCCCAAUCUGCAGUUAGACGAGAACAAUGAGGAAAUCCUACAGAUCCACGAGGAAUACAAGAACUUGGUCGACUACAUGCUGGGCAGCUUCAUGGAGGAGAUGCAAAUAUCACCGGAACAGUUCGAAAUGGCCUGCCUGGAGGGCCGUCAGCAGGGCCAGGGCGAGAAUCCCUUCCAGUUCCAUCAGGUCCUGUUCCAGCAGAUAUGGGCCGCCAAUGAUGUAAAAAUCUUCAUACGAAUGAUGACGCAACGCAACGUAGAGCUGCAGCUGCAGGCCUUGGAUCUGAUAGAGAAAAACCAAUUGGCCCAAAACUCUCUGGAGGAGGCUGAUAGCAACAGCGCCACGGGCUCGGAUCAAGGCGAUGCAGCCGCCGAUGUGGAUCAACUCAUAGCCAAAACCGUGGCCGAUGAGCUGGAGAGCCCAGAAGCAGCCUUGACCCCCGACCAGGAGGCUAGUCUUGAUCUGGUCAAUGAUAAGUUUCAGCGCUUGAAUCUGUUCUUCGAGCAGGAGGACAGGGUGGAUCCCACCGAUGUGACGUCGCGUCAGGAGUAUCUGCGCCAGCAACGCGACAAAAUCGUGGAGAUCAAGAAGCAAGCGCGCGCCAAGCAGCUGCAGGAGACCAUGGCCCGGGACAGUCCCCAGGGCGCCGAAGGCGCCCGUCCCAGUUCCGCCCAAGUGGCACAGCAGCUGCUCGAGAACGGCGGCAAGACCAUGGAGCUCUCUGCGCCGCUAGACAGCGAGGAAAAUUCAGCACUCCAGCUGCGCCGCACCCUGGCCAAGCGCCUGCGCAGUGAAGUUGUGGAGAAUAACUAAGCGAAUGAAAGGUUUACCUUUUUUUUUUUAACUAAAAACUUCUUUGCCUAAAUGCGGAAUGUUUUCCUUGUUAUAAGGUACCUUGCACCGCUCCUUUCCUCCACUAUUAAUAUCGGCUAUAUCGCUUGUCACCAAAUAAAUAUUAUACAUCUAUAAAUUGGCUAAAAAAGUGGCAAUCGCAAUGCUAUUUUUUCUGGCUAUAACGCGAUUGGAUUCCCCCUUAGAUAUACCGAACUAUGCUAUAAAAACCCUAGGGAUAACCACUCUCAAUCCAUUAACACAGAUUAGAUUUUGUUUUUUAUUUUUAAUUAAAAAUUUUAAACCAGAAUUUAACAGGGUGGUGCGCCGUGUGUUGCCAAACGCUGACUAGUUCAGUUGGUAGAGUAGAUGGUAAAUGCGGGAUGCUUUCUAUGUUAUAAGGUACCUUCCUUGCGCGAUCUCCGCCUCGUCCACACACAGGCAGACUUAUAGCUUAAGUAUGGAUGUGUGUGGGCGUGGUGGAGCAUUGGUAAAGUAUCGGUUAUGUUUGUCCCAAAAAAAAA
Messenger RNA from Drosophila pseudoobscura, 1554 nucleotides. Its product is annotated as cilia- and flagella-associated protein 36. The coding region runs from base 89 to 1012 and encodes 307 amino acids. Gene Ontology annotation, cellular component: axoneme; ciliary base. The record is from RefSeq and is a predicted model, not a curated record. The transcript is spliced from 4 exons. Lineage: Eukaryota; Metazoa; Arthropoda; Insecta; Diptera; Drosophilidae.